GUCGGCGAAGUGUUUGACGUUUGGAAAUGAGGUGUUGUGUUCGCCGGGGAGGACGCGGGCUGGAGGGGCUGUGCCGUUUGAGUGUGUGGGUUUGGAAGUGUGGCGCGUGGGACCUUAGACCUUUGGGUGUUUGUUUCGUGAUGCGUAAGGCGAAUGCUAUCACGAUUCCUUGAUUGCCAAUGUGAUGUUCCUCACUUGACGUCUGCCUUCAGACCUAGGGCGGUCAUCGAAAGGGCGCUGGUCACAUGCAUCACAGUUUCUGUCGACCACUGCUAUGUGUCUCUCGACCACGCCAAGGCCACCAGCAUCGCGUUCGUUCGCAGUUCGGGAAGACUGGAGCGGGCCAGAUGUCGUGGAAAAGAUCAAUGGCAAUAUUGCAUCUCGCUGCUCGAUUUCUCUCUCCUCAGUGCCAUUCCGCUGCGAUGGUCUUCACGGGAAGCGGACGGUGUGAUGAUUUUUGCGGGGUUCUUUUUCUCUUCUUGUACAUGUGUCUGUCGUUUCAUUACAGUUACCUUCCCCCUUCCCCCCCGAACCGAACCACGCUCUGAGGUCCGGACGCAACGAUAUAGAAGUCUACGCAUCGUUUUUGUCCUCGGUCGGUAGAGGUCCCCGAGAACGCGAGGUUUCAAUCUUAUCCGACAGCCGUCACAUUGAUUUCUUACAUAUGGAUAUGGGCU
Molecule: messenger RNA, 677 nt
Organism: Guyanagaster necrorhizus
Lineage: Eukaryota; Fungi; Basidiomycota; Agaricomycetes; Agaricales; Physalacriaceae
Exons: 2
Coding region: 154-603 (149 amino acids)
Source: RefSeq, a predicted model, not a curated record